Acipenser ruthenus (sterlet) is the source of this 3563-nucleotide messenger RNA. RefSeq names its product serine/threonine-protein kinase 17A-like. The coding region runs from base 303 to 1505 and encodes 400 amino acids. Gene Ontology annotation, biological process: protein phosphorylation; positive regulation of apoptotic process; intracellular signal transduction. Gene Ontology annotation, cellular component: nucleus. Gene Ontology annotation, molecular function: protein serine/threonine kinase activity; ATP binding. Lineage: Eukaryota; Metazoa; Chordata; Actinopteri; Acipenseriformes; Acipenseridae. The transcript has 7 exons. The record is from RefSeq and is a predicted model, not a curated record.
CACGGUGACGAGUGGUUAGAGAGAAAGACGUUUCGUUCAGUUUGUAUUAGAUAUGUCGCCUACUGAGUUUGAGUGAGAUGGUCAGAAUAUCUAGAGAGGUUUAAUUGAAUCAAAUAUGAACAAUUAUAUAUGGAAGGAAAAAUAAAUGCUAUUCAUCCAGCUGGGGGGACCCAGAGUAAAUACGAUAUCCAAGAAUAUUGGUUACGGUGCUUUGGGGUUUUACUCGAGUUUGUAGUUAGUUUUGUUUUGUUGCUGUUAGGUUAUCGUGUGUGUGUGCGCCUUGCACAAGGGUUUUGAAGUGUAUGGAUCGACCCGGUGUGAUGAUCCCUGAAUGUCCUCAGAGCGCCAACACCCGGUGUCACAGCCAGAAUGGGGAAAAGAGCCACAGUCGUACUGGUUUACUGUCCGAGAUCCAAACUCCCAUCCGUACCGAGCCUUUCAGCAACAUCUACAGCCUCAUCCCAGGGAAAGAACUGGGCAGGGGUAAAUUUGCUGUGGUGAAGAAGUAUGUGAAGACAUGCACAGGGAAGGAGUAUGCUGCUAAAUGCAUGAGAAAGAGGAGAAAGGGACAAGACUGUCGCCUGGAGAUUAUCCACGAGAUUGCCGUCCUAGAGCUGGCCAAAUCCAACUGCUGGGUCAUUGACCUCCAUGAAGUCUAUGAGACGUCCACAGAAAUGAUCUUGGUGCUGGAAUAUGCAGCUGGUGGUGAAAUAUUUAACCAGUGUGUUGCUGACCGAGACGAGGCCUUCAAGGAGAAAGAUGUAAAACGACUAAUGAAGCAAAUCUUGGAAGGUGUAGCAUUCCUACACAAAAAGAAUGUGGUCCACCUUGAUUUGAAGCCUCAGAACAUUCUGCUAACCAGCAAGUCACCUUUGGGAGAUAUCAAAAUAGUUGACUUUGGGCUUUCUAGAAUAAUGAGCAGCAAUGAGGAGCUGAGAGAAAUCAUGGGAACACCCGAGUAUGUGGCUCCAGAAAUUCUGAAUUAUGAGCCGAUCAGCACAGCAACAGACAUGUGGAGUAUAGGUGUGCUGGCCUAUGUGAUGCUUACAGGGAUGUCCCCUUUCCUGGGAGAAGACAAACAGGAAACCUUUUUGAAUAUUUCCAAGAUAAAUGUCAGCUACUCUGAAGAGGAAUUUGAAGGAAUAUCCAAAUCAGCAAUUGACUUCAUGAAGGCACUUCUAAUUAAAGAACCAGUAGACAGAGCCACAGCUGAGGACUGCCUGCAGCAUCAGUGGUUACAGCAAGAACAAGCAGAGGCUUCAGAAGCAGCAAGUCCCUGCGAAAGCAGCCCUGAGGAAACAAGUCCAGUCUCUUCCCCUGAGGAGCCAGAGGCACAGACUCAGGUGAAAGAAGAGUUCAUUGUCAUGGCAGCAUACACACUUGGACAGUGCAGGCAGUCAGAAAAGGAAAACAUUACCUCUGAUCAAAAGGCCAUCUCUAAACGGUUCAAAUUUGAAGAACCUUUCAGCUCGCUGCAGGAGAUUCCGGGAGAGUUUAUAUACUAAGCUAUAUUCAAGCCAAGGACACUUUAUUUUAUUUUACUUAAAAAUUUUUUUUUACCUCAAGUUUGAUUAGAGACUUUUAAACCAGUCUCUGUAUGUUUGUGCUAAUUUGUUUUAAAUGGUUAAGACAGAAAAACAAGACUGCAAACCUUGCUGCGAUUCUGUUUUGUGAUUUGUUUUUGUGUCAUGCUUUUAAUUAAAAGUUAUGGUCCAGUAAUGAUGUCACACUCUGUGGCUUCUUAUUAAAGAAAAAAUAUAUGUAAGCUAUAAGCAAAAUUACAAACUCUUUUUGUAUUUUGAUCAUUCAAGUUCUAAAAGCCAUUGCAAGAAAAAGGACCCACUCACUUUUACACAUUUGCACAUUUGCCAUAAAAAUAUGCUUGGUAAAGGCAAAAUGUUUUGAAAAGAAACAAGGCACAGCUGCACAUAGAUCUAGCCAGACAUUUUACAAUAGUAGUGAUUAAAAAAGAAAUAGUGGAACUGUAAAUAAAUAUUAAGUUCCAAACCCGAGUGCCCCCACACUGUAAGGUUUUAGCAAAUCAUUUGUUAUUGGUGUUAAAUUUAUAUAACAUUCCUUCAACUUGUCUUUGUUUUGUACAUUAAUGGAUUUUGUAAGAUUAUCACAAAGUAUACUAUAUUUUGAAUAUUAUUAUAACUACUGUAUUUGUUGUUACAAAGUUGAUUUUAUAAGUCUGAAUUUGCUGCCUCUAUUGCUCAAAAUGGUAUUCUCCCAGUGAAAUUUCCCCCAAAUUAACUCCUUCUGUGCCUUUUACAGGUAAUUAUUUUGUAUUCUAUUUUGUAGUAGAACAUUUUGUAUGUUCUUUUUGAUAUUCUGUUAAAAAAAAGUAUGUAAUAAAGUCUGUCUUGUUUACAGCAGGGUUGCAAGCCAGUUUAAUACAAAUGUCAUAAUUGAAAAUGAUUUAUGACCUAAAUCUUCAAAAUAAACAUUAGGGAAGGUUCACUGGAGAAGGAGAUAGACAAUAAAUAAAGGUAAAAGGAAAACUUUUAAUCCAAUUUAUGCACUCUGUUUAAAAGCUAACAUGUCAGUGUUACCUGUUUUAAUCAGGCAGCAUUCAAAUCUAGUUCUACCAGAGAAGUGACAGACAUUGUGGGUUCAUUCAGUUGAACUGUUGCAAUUAUUACUUUACAAAAAUGACCCACCGCAUCUAUUAUAAUGCUUCUGUGGUUCUUGUCUAGUAAUCUCUUCCUAGAUCAGUCUUGGCAUAUACAGCAUAUUUUUGGAUGAUCCCUUCCCACUUGUAUGGUUCAUUCGUAUUUAUUUUAGAUAUCAUUUAAUUGUGUCAUAAUGAGGGGAAAUGUACCCUUUUCUCAGAUAUAUUUUAGCACAGUCACCACCAUAUGUUGGAGUUGUUUUUCAUCAAAAGCAAGGAAUCAAAUUACAACGAAAUAGAUCAUCAUUUUUUCAUUAUUAUAAUAGUGAGACCAGAAACAACACAUCAAGACACAGUACUGUAGAAUAUAAGCCCUACUAACUGAUAUCAUGUACAGAUGCACUGGAAGAAAUAUCCUUCUGUUAUGCCAACAUGAUAAAUGAAAACCCUACUGAACAGGCAGUGGACACAUAUGCAGUAGCUGAAAAUGUGUCCCUUGCCAAGACAUGGCUUGACCCUGCUUUUUGGUUAGUAAUUUACAUGAUUGGUUUUCUUCAGUAUAAGUGGGUUAUUAAAAAAAAAAAAAAAAAAAGUACUCAACUCAUUCUAGGUUCCUCUGUUGUACCUUUGUAUUAGCAUAACAAAUUACUGAUAAAUGAUUUGUAUGUACAUACUUCCAAAAUCAGACAUAUUGUAACACAUAUGCAUGGCUUUCUCUUUACAAAGGACAAAAGCUGUAUUUCUACUUUCAAUAGAAAUUAGCAAUAUCCCUGAAAUGUUGAAUCUCUAUUGAAUUAAAGGAUGGUGUAUGAUAAGGUUUGAAUUUUGUCCCCUUCUGGUUUUCCUAAAAGGUUUAAGAAAUUGUUAGUACAUUUGCUUUUUUAUGUGUCUAAAAUGUUAGUGCAAUUUGAUAUGCUGUAUAUUUAAUAUAAUAAAGAAAUUGACUGCA